Closterium sp. NIES-67 is the source of this 2219-nucleotide messenger RNA. NCBI's taxonomy places the organism in Eukaryota, Viridiplantae, Streptophyta, Zygnematophyceae, Desmidiales, Closteriaceae. The record is from the annotation of a GenBank genome assembly.
AUGGCUGCUGGUCCCAACUAGACAUGCCCACUGCCCAGCCUUUCUCCAAAAGCUGAUAACCGCAACUUGGUCGGAACCUGGGACCAGCGAGCAGAUUGCAUCCUUUUGCCCCGCACGCCGUACAACGCCCUACCCGUCACACGCCACGACACCUCACGUUUCUGUUCUUGCACCACUGGUUAGUGGCAGUACCCCGUGACUGAUAUAGCUUCCCUCCGCAUUCCCCAACAUUCAGUAGCUCUGUCACACUUCGCUUCCCAUCUCACUUCCACCCGCGACUCUCGACAUGGCUUUCCAAAUACCUUCAGUACCUAUUCUCCCAGCUUCAGACAUGGCCUCUCUCGCAACACAUCCCUUCUGCCACGGGUUUCCCCAACCCUUCCUAGCAAUGCCUUCGACGCACAGCGCUCUCCCCUUUCCCCAGGACCACCAGCACCCUGUAACCGCCCUCCGCGCGUCUCCCUCCCACCGCUCCUGCGAGCUGUGCUCGCAGCCGGCGGCUCUCCGCUGCGACGCGGAUUCCGCGUUCCUCUGUGCGUCGUGCGACGCUGCGGUGCACUCCGCGAACUUCAUCGUUCUUCGCCACGCGCGACACCUGCUCUGCGCGCUCUGCAGCGCGCCCACUUCCUGGGAGGCCCCCGCGCCGUUUCAUCACCUCGCGGGUGCGUCCCCGUCACAGGUCGUUUGUGACUCGUGCUUAGCGGUCGGCGCGGUUAGCGGCAUUGCGGCGAACGCCGCGCUUCACACGCCGAGCUCUAUGAGCGCAAACAUGGCUGCGUCGCUGUUCCCCCUCCACGCGUACGCUGCCGCCCUUUCAAGCUCCGCGUUCGCCCCUUCGCCCGCGUCGAACGUCGCAGCUCCACUUCAGGCUCCGGCGAAGCGCCACAAGGCCGCAGAGGGAUACCCGAAGAGUUUAUUCGCGGGAAUGGCUGGCGCUGGGGAUUGCUUGCCCUUCGCCCAAUACCCCCUGCACGCAAAGCUUUCUCAGAUUCACGUGCAGCAGCAGCAGCAGCAGCUGCCGUCUCUGCUCCUCGCAGGAACGACUCUCUCGCAAAACAGCCUCCUUACAGCCAAUCAGGGACUGCCAACUUGCCCGUUAUCCUCUUCCUCCUCCUCCUCCUCCUCCUCCUCGCCGCCAGAAACACUCCAGCUUUUUCCGACGGCGAUCCCGACCGAAGGAGUCACAGAAAGUGUUACUGUAACGCCCUCGCUGACGGACAGGCCUGCUUCGCGUCAGCAACUCGUGCUCGCGGAGUCCCCUGAGGUUGCUGACGUGGCGGGUGUCGUUCCGGAUCUAAACGAAUCUCUCUGCAACGAGAAUCAAACGGUCCCUGGCUCUCUCCCCAGCCUUAAGCCGGGAAGCUCUCGAGCCUCCACGGGAAAGCGGCACUACCGGGAUGAGCAGGUAGUGGUAGCAGAUGAGGCGCGAACCGUUCUGCAGGAGAGUGGUGCGAGCGGGCAGGGACGGAAUGUUCUCGGGCAGCUUGCGGCUGCCCGGCUGAAGCGCGUUCUUUCAUCCUGGUAUUCCAGGCUGGCGCUCCGUGGGCCGCACGUGUCUGACCUGGCGUUCCACAUCUUCCAGAAGGUUCUGCGAAAGCUCCAGCCCGGCAGGGUGGCAGCAGACUCGCUAAGAGUGACGCUGGCGGCGUGCAUGUGGACGGCUGCCAAGCUGGACGAUAACCAGAAGACGCUACCCAAGGCGUCCGACGUGGCAGCAGUGGCCCGCGUGCCAGCUCAGCGCCUGCAAGCUGCUGAGCUGGACGUGAUGAAGCUGGUGGGGUGGAGGCCUCUGGAGGGCUUCACUGGAUUUCAUAGAUGAUGGGGGCAGGUCAAGAGAGACACGAGAUUAGAGGCAAGUCAAGAGACACGAGAUGAGAGACAAGUUGAGCCCCUUCAGCAAACAUGCUCUUGUGCAGCAGACAUGCGCCGAGGCAGCAGCAAGUGUGAAAGUGCAUACCCACAUCAUGGCAAUGGGAUGGACAGUGGCAUGCGCAUGGGUUCAGCUACCCAUAUCAUGGCAACCAUUGGGUUGCUAGCUAUGGAGGCUCUCUAUUAUACGGUACUAAAGCCUAACACCUCUUAGUAGAUUAUAGAAGCCUAGGAGCUGCUGAUUAGAUGCUCUUGUAAACGUUAACCUGUGCAUAUUACAGGGCCUACCUUGAAAGCUAAACGCCACUAUUCAUGAGCUCCAUUUGUGUAACGAAUCAUAAUUUAUUAGA